CACUGCAAGAGAGGACACUGAACUUUGGACUACAGCUGAGGGGUGAAGUAAACAACAGGCCUAUAAAUAUCAGAGUUUCUCUGCUUGGCUGUGUGGCGCGGUCCCAGCAAAGCAAGGAAGAAAGGAAGCAGCUUGCUUGGAAGGGGUUGUGAUAACCCCAACCAUGUGGAGAGGACUGGGGCUUGCCCUGGCUCUCUGUCUCCUUCCCUAUGGAGGAGCAGAGAGUCAGGGGAAAAGCUCCGUAUGUAAGCAACCUCCAGCCUGGAGCAUAGGGGAGAAAAAUCCAAUGCUGGACUCCCGCGGUACUGUGACUGUGGUCGCUCUUCUUCAAGCCAGCUGAUACCUGUGCAUCCUGCAGGCAUCCAGAUUGGAAGACCUGCGAGUAAAACUGGAGAAUGAAGGAUAUUCUAAUAUCUCCUAUGUUGUUGUUAAUCACCAAGGAAUCUCUUCUCGAUUGAAAUAUGCACACCUUAAAGAGAAAGUUUCAGAUAAUAUUACUGUUUUCCAACAAGAAGAAGACCAGCCAGAUGUCUGGACUCUCUUAAAUGGAGACAAAGAUGACUUCUUCAUCUACGACAGAUGUGGCCGUCUUGUAUACCAUCUUGGUUUGCCUUAUUCUUUCCUAACCUUCCCAUAUGUAGAAGAAGCUAUUAAGAUUGCUUACUGUGGAGAUAAAUGUGGAAACUGCUCAUUCCAGACUCUUGAAGAUGAAGAGUUCUGUAAAAAUGCUACUGUGGGCAGACCAACACAAGCUCCGGAGCCACAGCCCCACCACAAGCAUCACCACAGGCAUGGGCAUCAGAGCCUUGGGGGCAGUGAGCCAUCAGAGAGUGCGCAGCCAGGGGCACCAGGUGCUUCUCCGCAUUCCCCUCCUCUAGGCCUCCACCACCACCACCACCACCACAAGGACAGGGAAGGUCGCUUGGAUAGCUGAGAUCUGCCAGGAAGUGAAGGUUUAAAACUUUCACUUGCACAAAGGAAACUGUGCCGAAAGGGAUGUGUAAACCAAUUACUGUGCAAAUUGUCCAAAGAUUCUGAGUUAGCUCCCAGUAGCUGUUGCUGCCAUUGUCGACAUUUGAUAUUUGAGAAAACAGGGUCUGCAGUCACCUGACAGUGUGCAGAAAACCUUCCAUCUUUAUGUAGCUGACAGGGACUUUUUGCUGAGGAGAAAGUCAUUGAAUCUUGACAGUGACGAUCACCUCCGGCUGCCUGACAAGCAAGUCAGCAGCUUGAGCCCACACAAGUCAGCCCCAAAUGAAGCUGAAAUAAUAUGCCGAAAAAGUGAAAGUGACGUUCAAACUAAGUAUUUUAAAUCAGAUGAACUCCUCAGCUCAGUCUAGGCAAAAUUUUUACUAGACCCCUGAUUAAUCAGUGAAGUAAAAAUAGGAAGUGGAUUUGUGCAAACAUGAAGAAAUUAGUUAGAUUGGCUUCUAAAUUUUAUACCAUCGAAUUUUUAUCCCAAACCAAAUUUUUAUUAUGGGGCAACUGAAAAGUAAAUGCAGUUUUUGGUUAAUAUGUCUUUCUUUUUCUUCUUCCAGCAUUCUAUUUGUAUUGAUGACAACAGAAACGUAAACUAUAACCUAGGGGUUUCUGUUGGAUAGUUAGCAAAUUAGAACGGAGGAAGAAUGACAAAGACAUGCUCUCCAUUUUUUUCUUUGCUUAUUUCUCAAAAAUAUAUCCUUUGUCUUUUAAAUCUUACACUUUUAACUGAUUAAACCUUCAACGAAGUGGAUUUUGCUUAAGAUCCAAAAAUAAUUAGCACAUUGAAAGUAUAUAUGACUACAUUUUUAAACAUCCAUUUGUCUUUUUUAUAUCUGUGACUCAUAGCUUAAAUUUUACUGUCAUGAAAUCUUUGCAUCUUGUUUUCUUUAACAUUGUAUCAUUCUUCUGAAUUUUGAAUGUUGUCUUGGAAGAUGCAAAAAGAAAGGAUAUGUUGUCUACUGACUGCUUACUAGCAUUUCCAUAGUCAUUGAUGGUUUAAUAGGGAAACUAAGCCCUGUAAACUUGAACACCUUAUGGAUAAUACUGUCAAGCAAGAAAGUAGCACACCAGUGCAUAUAGUAUGGAUUUGUCUAAAUAAAUUUAAUAAACAAGCUUAA
Messenger RNA from Perognathus longimembris pacificus (Pacific pocket mouse), 2099 nucleotides. It is a transcript of the gene Selenop, whose product is annotated as selenoprotein P. Lineage: Eukaryota; Metazoa; Chordata; Mammalia; Rodentia; Heteromyidae. Gene Ontology annotation, cellular component: extracellular region. The record is from RefSeq and is a predicted model, not a curated record. Gene Ontology annotation, biological process: selenium compound metabolic process. The transcript is spliced from 5 exons. Gene Ontology annotation, molecular function: selenium binding.